Molecule: messenger RNA, 15926 nt
Organism: Phytophthora nicotianae INRA-310
Lineage: Eukaryota; Oomycota; Peronosporomycetes; Peronosporales; Peronosporaceae
Exons: 1
Biological process (GO): protein ubiquitination
Molecular function (GO): protein binding; ubiquitin-protein transferase activity; thiosulfate-cyanide sulfurtransferase activity
Source: RefSeq, a predicted model, not a curated record
GAAAAGAUUUACAAAAAGAUUGCUUCGAUAUCUUCGAUCUUCAAAGGAUUUCAUUUCAGAGUUCAGAUGGGGACGCAGGUGUCGCGGGACGCUGCUGCUAGUGCGGAGAGUGCCGCUACCUCGCAGGACGAACAGCUGUCGGCACGUGCGUGGCGCACUGGUGUACCGUUCACGCUGCUGCAUGAUGAGGGCUUCGUGGUGGAGAAGUUCCAGGAGUUGUUGGCGACUUCAAGCGCGCAGUCGGGUAAGCGUAGCAACACCAAGUCGGUGGAGGAGGCGCAGACGACGGUCUCGGGGAUGGACGAGGCGCCGAUUGAAGAGAUGCAGCAUGCGACAGACAUGGCACGCAUCAAGCUGUUCACCCGUUCCAAACGGGAUGGCGGCACGGGGGAACAAGGCGGUUCUCAACCAACCUCUCCUUCCAAGUUGGGGCCUGCAACAGCCUCCACACUAACUUCUUCUACAGCUAAGGAGAACCCGCCCAGUGCCUUGGCUGGAAUGGUGGGCAACACGCUGUCGAGAGAGUCACCCGAAAGUGUUGACAGCGAGAGGUUACGUGCCCAGCGAGACAAGCUGCUGCAAGUUUACUUUGAGCAGAUCGCGCUAAGAGUAAGACAUAACCGGAUGGGCACAGCGGGGGGAACACCGAGGGUGGGAGAUUUGCAGGACGUUGAAGAAAGUCUGUCCUCGAUGAUUCCGAGAGCCGACGUUGAGAUUCUGUCAUCGGCUGAGAUGUCGAUGAAAGAUAAGAGACUGGAGAUUUCACAAAAUGUGACGGCAGCGAGCGUGUUCUCAGUUGGUUCGUUGCGCAUGCAGCUGGAGAUCCUGCGCGAGUUCCGUUUGUUAAGUCCGAAACUCUUUGAGAACGGAACGAUGGCGCUUGUACAGACGUUGCUGGACAGUCCGCCGUUUGCAUUGCAAGGCAUCGUUACUCGUUCUCCUGAAGAAGUCAUUUUGAGCGACGUACACAGAUUUUGCCGGGAUGUCCUGCACCCUGAGCAGGGAGGACAAGUAGCGUCCGAUGUACAACGGCACGUUACUCUUCUCUUACUGCUUGCGAUUGGAGUGAGCAGUGGGCGAGUCAGUUUGCUCCUAGAAUUCGUCGAUGAGCUGCUCAUCUUGCCUCGUGAGUGUGCUACUACUAAGCCGCUUCUAGUUCAAGAAUAUCCGUUUGCAGCUUGGGUGAAGGUGUUCAUACAGCGAAUGCAGUCCUACCGAAUUGAUUAUGCGCUAGGAACGUUCGAAGACAGUGCAUUUGUAAAGAAAUUUGUCAUGAAGACGCUUCCGGGUGACUUGGAAAACGACGAUGCGGAGAAUGGCCUGGACAAAUCAAACGCGAACGUUACAAGCUCGUUUGCCACGGAUGGAAGUUUUGCGUACACAUGGAGCUUAACGAAAGGCUUGGCAAAGAUCGGAACGGGCCAUAAUUUCACCAUUGCUGGAAGAGUUUACGCUGAGGUGCCAGCAAGCGAGUAUUUACGGCGACUGGAGGAGAAGCGUACCGUUCGAAAGUUGGUUUAUGGCUUCGGAGAAUGCGUCAAAGAUGUCUCUGUAUUCGCGAGGGAUGAGAUGGCGAGAGUUCACGAUGAAUCGUCGAGAAUGAGUGUUCAGAACAUAUUUGGUGAGGCGGGGGCACGUGAUGAGUCCAGAUUGCUUAUCUCGUAUUGUGUGGGCAACGUUCAGGACGUUUGUAUUCUCGAGAAUCGAGAUAUUUUCACUCUCCCAGUGCCGAGCUCUGAAAGUGUGAAGGUCUGUCGGGCGUGGUACGGAGAUCUGGAGGUUCUAAAUAACGAGGCAGUGCUGCACUUCUGUAAUUUACUGGAGCAGAAGCGAUCCAAUGUUAUGGCUGAUUUAGGUGUCACGCUUUCCCGUGCGCUCACCGAGCAGCUUCUGACGUUGAGUGACAUUUCACUAGAAAAGAUAGCAGAGUCGAAAAAGCUGAUGGUAGUCUUUGCAAGUGGCGACGAUUCUGAUUCAAUGGGGGCUCAAGUCUUGGAAGAAGGUGAUCGAUUUGCCGACGUUGAAGAGAGAGCCCGUGACUCAUAUCUUUCGAGUCUAUUGUUUUGCGGUGACUCACUAUACCUAAGUGUGAUUUAUCCUGAGAGAGACGUUAGUGGAAUGCUGGUCAGUGAAUCAAGUCAACGAUGUCGUCGCCUGCUGCGAAUAUCUCCUCAAGAUCUUGGCUUUCUGGAGGAUUUGCCUUUGGAGAAGUAUUCUUCUCGGACGCCUGGCAGUAAUAUGAAAUGUGCACUACCACUAUAUGCUUACGCUACUGAGGGGAAACUCAUUUACGAGAUUGAGAUGGGAUCGGGUGAUAUUGACGUCAAUGUAAUUACCCCAAAGGCAUCCCAGGGGGGAGGGAAAAUCUUGGAGAAAACACGAUUCUUCAGUCUGAACGAGAAGACGGUGCUGUGUUGUGAGUUUUUGUUGUGUCUGGCGAAAAUCCGAAGCGCAGUGAUGGGCCAUGAAGACAAGUUGGAAGUGCAGUUGCCUUUAUUUUACACAAAUGGCGCCUCGCUGGGGAUGCUGAUUGUAGAUCAGAACUCAAAGGAACGCGGUUCGUCCAAGAACUUUGUACAUUGUGUGUUGUUUGAUUGCGAAAGUGGUGAGGCAAAGGGGUCGUACGAAAACGAGGAGAAGACCAGCUGCCAGGAACGUACACUUUCGUGUACGUCGGUGUGUUUCGACGCAAGAAACAACCUGUUGUGGCUUUAUGAAGAGCACAAGAGAACUCUGCGAUCGUAUCAAAAUUCUGGAAAGCGGAUACCGUUGGAUGAGAAUUCCAUUCCAUCCGACGUUGUAAGCAAAAAGGCUGGUGAUGGUGAAGAACCGAGUUUUAUCGAAACAACAGCACUUUCACUGCUCGGGUUCCUUUACAAAAAUGCUGCUGCAAGCAGUUCAGUUGUUGGAAACGAUGCUGGCAAUGACUCUGUCACAAGGGUGCCGUUUGCUGUAGAUGUCAAAGUGGAAACGUUUAAGUUACUACUGGCUUUUACUUCGAAGUAUGUCGAGGUUUUCAAGGCAAAUGAUGCUUCCCUUUCCCAGGUGUAUAUUCUUCAAGCAUGUCUUGGAAUUUUAAACAAGAAUCUGGAGAGUUUGCUGCAACUUGCUGACGGGCGUUACAAACAAGAAGCAAUUUCUCUAUUGAAAUCAGGUUUGUCAGCCCCACUUGAUAGAUUACUGGAGUUCUCGAGUGAGCAGCAACACAAAGAUCUUGUGACGGAGAAUGCAUCAUCUGGUCGUCCGUUACCAUUGCAGGUUGAUGAAAGAAGCCAUGUUCAAGUGGCAUCAGUAGCGCUGGAUCUGUACACGACGUCCAUUCGCAUUUUCCAUGCUGAUGUUACAAAGCAAUUUACGCAUGUACUGAAGUAUUUACAAUUGUGGCAGCAAGCAAAGGCGACAAGGAUGGAGUUGAAGAUUCUAGCACGUCUACUCGCUCAUCUGUGUACUCGAGUGGAUGCUAUUUACCAUUCUAUGGUGAUGUCUGAAGAUUCACUAGGGCAGUUCUUAAAGCUGGUGGAGUUUGCGGUGGGAAUGCAACAAAGGCAGCUCCGGCAAGUUUUUGUACUCUCAAGAAAAAUGUCGGAUAAUGCUACCGCAGCAUCAACCUUUCGGGACAGUGUCGAAGAUUCAUUCGAGCUGAUAUCUCUCGUGAACGCAAUCACACAAGCGUCUUUCGUGUCACUAUUCACCGACGGUGGCGAUACUUGUAGUCGUAGAGCGCUUGAUGUUGCUCUUGUGGUGUUUGAUACGAUACGCGAUGCCUGUUCAAGUAUUUGCAGUGAUUUGGCGGACCCGGUCAAGCAGCAGGACUGUCAGACGCAGUGGACAGAAAUUGAAAGUGUUCUUAAGGAUGGCUUCGUCGGGAUUUUGGCUCCUGUUGUACUGUCUUCUGGGAUAAUGGUCUUACGAAAUCGUAAGUGUAUCGAAGACUUGCUGAUGAUAAAUGAUGCGCACGAAAUCACCGGACCCGAGUCAGAGCAGAUGGGCGGAGGUGUAAACGGAAGUGCGACGAGCAAAAGUUCUGCCACGUCAUCGUGUAUGUUUGAUUUUCUGAAGGAUAACUCAUCCAACCUGCUUGAGUUUAUGGUAAGCUUGGAUUUUUUGGUAUCUAUGAUUGAUCCGACGAAAAGAGAGAGCACAAUGGAAAACGUGUCCAUGGCCCUCAAAACUGAAACGAUGGAAUCGUCUCAUGAGUACGAAAACAACAUGGAUACGCUAACAGAGCUUCAAGUGCCGGGAGCCACCCGCAUGGUGAUCACGUUCGACCCACGAUCCCGAACAGAAGUAAACUACGACUACUUGACUUUCUACAAGGACAAAAGCCAAGGAGAGCAUUACGGAAGCCAGUUUUACUCCGGACGUGACUCGGAGCAGAAUUGGCCUGGUGUGGGCGACAACCCUCCAUUGAUUAUCGAAAGUGAUCACUGUUUUGUCUACUUCCACACAGAUGGUUCCAAUACUGACUGGGGGUACAAGUUCACAGCAACAGCAGAAAUCUUAGAAAGGAAAAAGAGCUUGCAGCAGCACUGGAUCGUGUUUCUGUUGGAGAAUGUGGUUUAUCUCCUAGACGAAAGUAUCAAGAUUCUUGUGGACGGAAGCGCAUUCGCCCCUAUUGGUGAUAUGGAGAUCCAAAACGAACAGUACUUGCAAAGCGACUUGCUAAGAAGUGGAGUGUGCACCGAAGACAACAAGAACGCAGAGGUGCUGCGGCUGCUGCAAGACUUCGUAGAUUUACCAGAGUCGUCGGAUGCAGAGAAGCUUAUUGAAGCUCUCCAAGAGCGCUCAGGUGUGUCAAAGCCGUCCCUAGCUCUAACACGCUCCACGUCAUUCGAUCAAAUUACAAGCUCUGCUCCAAACAAAUCGGUGAGUAGCGCAGUUCGAGCCGUGGCAGCAGCCAUUUUUCACCACAAUAUGUGGGGAAUGGAUGCGUAUGCGUUUACUCAAAAACUACGCGACGAUAUUUCUGAGCAACUCCUUCGUGGCUGGAAAAAUGCUCAAAAGAUGCGGGAUUGGUUUCAUCUUGGAGAUGCUGCAGAUGCUGGCAUCCACGGGCAAAUGGUUCCAAGUCGACGCCGUUCUGGACGACUCCGGCGUCAGCCAUCAGCUUACAAGGGACUCUCUGAAGAAUCUCUUGCGAUCUUGUGUGACAACGUCAUUAAACGAGCGCAAUUUUUGUUGGAGAUCACGCCCGUGUCGUUUGCCUAUGUGUCGGGUGCAAAGCGCAGGUGGGGCUUAUUGGCAAAGUACGGGCAUGCCAUUGGAAAACAAAACUCUGAUUCUCAGCUGGAUAAGUGGUACAACCUCCUGGAUGAGCUGCAAGCUGCGACAGAGCUGAGGAGCCUGUUUCAGUACCGGAGGACAUCAAGUGAGCGACUUAAGCAUGGCCAAGCAAAAUCAGUUACUGAACAAGUUCUCGAGUUUAUUCAGAGUGAUGUGGAUAUUUCCGAAGUUCGAAAAGUGAUUGAAAUCAGGAAUCGAAGAGCGGCGAGUCGGGCAAUGGGUAUGGAGAUUUUUAUUCAAACACUGAAGGAUUGUCCAAGUUUGAGCUUGCGAGGAAUUUUGCUCGAGUCUUUUGCGAGUACACUGAAAUGCUUCGCAAUCACCAAUUCUCCUACAAACGUUUCUGGGUCGAGCUCUAUAAGUCCAGCAUCAACGCUGGAUUCGUUUCCGCGAUUGCACUUUGAUGCUUUGCUUUCUGGAUGCGAUGAGUCACUGCGCCAACGAAUCGCGGAAGGCUUUGGUAAUUGCCUGACAAUCUUCGCUAAGCAGGUCGCAUCAGCUACGGAUGAUGGAAUACGUUCUGGAUUCAUUACUAGCAUGCUAAGGUGCUGUGCUUUGGACUACGACCUAGAAGAUUCGUAUUUACUUCAGGAAAGUCGAGUACUGCCGCAAAUAUUGCAUCUGCUCUCUUCUGAUUCCAUUACGACUCGAAACGCAGCACAGUCGCUUUUAGGCGUCCUGCUAUCACGAUUUAUUGCUGGACGGGUAGAUUCGACUGCAGAAGGUGGUGAUGAUGACGACGAGCACGAUGAUAGUGACGAUCAUGACAUUUCGGCGUUCCAACGUCAGCUAUUUGCUGCUGUUGGACAUCAACUUGAGGGUAUUGCUUCUUCUGUUAAAUCGGCGUUUAACUCACAUGGUGGUGGUUUAGGCAAGUUUUCGCCCCAAUACCUUCCCGAGAAUUCGCCCGGGUUCGUUUCUUCAUGCCUGCAGCGAAAUGCCGUUAGUUGGAACCAUUCAAUAAUGCUAUGGGUGUACAGCCCAAGCAAGGGGUCGUUGUAUGCUCUGAAGCUAGGCGAUGAAGUGCGUCGAGGACCUAAUUGGAGCGGAACGGACGAAUUGGGGGAAGACGGUGAGACAGAAAUUGGAACUGUCAUCAGUAUUCCCGCCCCAACGAAAGUUCAUGUUCGGUGGAACUCCUCGGGUUUGACUUCUCGAUGUGAGUUUGAUCCAAAGCAUGGAAUAUUUGAAGUCGUCUUGGUGGAUGAAGGCGUGGGUGGCGCAAUUUUCUUUAAGGGCAACACGAAUAUGAUCAAAGAUACGGCAGCAGCCAAGCCAUGGAGUCACUUUGGGCUGUUUUUAACGGACAGUCGGAUGCUGGUCUACAAAAUUGCGUGUGGAUCCGACAAAGAAAGCGUAUUUGAAACAGAUUAUGAACUGGAUGCUGAUCAGUGGUCUCAUGUCGCUAUCGUGCAGGACGGAGACACACUGCGAGUUUACGUCAAUGGCUCCAUGGUAUCGCAACAUCUUCUUGAGUCGUUCUUAGUAAUGAAUGCAAAUGUGAACCCAGCUGAGUCCGCCAUUAUCGAGUCAGCUCAUCCUCUUGAAGACUCGAUUGAUGAAUAUUGCCCGGUUCAUAUUCCAGGUGCUGUCAAAAUUCGCUUAACGUUUGAUCCUCUGUGCGAUAUUGACAGUUCGACCGGGUUUGUCCGGUUUUACAAAGACGCAAAGUGUGUGGAGUAUUGGGGCGAGGAGAAAUACACUGGCAAAUACAGCGACCCGGAGCGGAAUUUUCCUGGUGCUCAAAGCAACCGCGCGCGAAGCCUCCAACACGCAGAUGCAUCCAGCGUCGAUUUGAAUGUGCUUGAAAUCUCGUCAGAUCGAUUCUUGGUAUACUUUCACAACGAAGGCAAUUCUAACAGCUGGGGUUUUAGGAUUCUUGCAUCGCCUGAACUCGCUACGUCCGUAGAAGAGUGUACGAACCACAUAGCGCACUUAAAUCCGUAUCCAUUCUACUUUGGGGAGGCUCCCGGGCGCGUCUUAGACGAACCAGCGGCGAAAUGCUGGAUUUAUCAACCAAAGGUGUUGAGUUAUCCCAUUUCAGAGAGUGAUCUAACCACUGAGAUCCAGACAAGUUUUCCAUCGACGGAGAUCAUUUCAAGCGUUGCUCCUGCUGAGCGUACUUUGCACAUACUGGGAUUGGUUCGAACAUGCGCUGAGACUUCGUUUGGACGGAGCCUUAUCGGCACACCAGAAAAUAUUCGAAACAUUCUGCUUCUGUCGUUUGAUGACCGCGUGCCUGUAGAAAUCCGAAUCGGGGCCAUCAAGGUGCUUAAAGACCUUACGGGGACUCUGGGUACGGACGUCAUGGAUGCUCAAGUGGCAAAAGCCCUUCCAAGUGAAACAGAUGGGCUUCUUCCAUUUGUUUUCCAGCGGUUGGGCCGAGCUUUGAACGUUUGGCGAGCAUUUGAAGAGGACAAUGUUGCUGUGGCCGAUGGAAUCGACGAAGAAGAUGCAGAUGAUGGAGAUCUUCUCGAGUUACGCACGUCAGCACAGGGAGAAGCAAGUUUAGUGGCAGCUUACAUAUCGCUAUUUCGUGACGCGUCAGAGCACUCUUGCUGGGGUGAUCAAGUAUUCGAAUUGGUCCUAGCGGGCUUGCAAUGUGUGCACACACUUAAAGACAAAUGGUUGGAGCGAGCAGUGGAACAGAUACUAGCGUCACUUGCGUUACUGGGUGGAAACUAUAGUGGUGCUUACAUCGGAGGCAGGGUCAGUUGCUGUGUAAACGUUGAUGGCAAAGAGAUGAUCGAGACUGGAUAUCUGGUGCAGUUCCGCAUGAAGAGCGGAUCUCAUAUCGCGCGCGUCAUCUUUGAUUGUGACCAAUCAAACAUCGUUGACGUUCCCUUGACUGAUGUUGCCCAUUUGGAUGAUAUCGAGAAAAUAGAACUCGCGUCGUUUCUCAAACGAGUGACACCUUUUGCGUCGGAAUUGAAGGAUCUAUAUCAAGGUGUUCUCGAUCUGACUGACAUAUCUCCUUCGGUUGAUUCGUAUCAGCCUAAGCUCACAAAGAAGGAAAAUGUUGAGGUACUUGAAAGCGAGCAUCCCUAUGCUGCAGGAGAAGAUAUAACAUACUCGCUGAAUUUCCGUGGUGCUACCGAGAUAGUAAUCCAGUUUGACAAAAUGUCGUGCACUGCUGGCCCGAACGAUUACAUUCAAUUCAAAAAGAAGGAAGGAGAUCUCAAAGAAAGCGGUGGGAAUGAUGACAAAUACUGGGGUGAGGAAAAGUACUAUGGAGAGUCAUUUCCAGGUGUGGGUACAACGCCUCCUCUACGUAUUCCGGCAGGGAGUGUUGAUGUCCACUUCUACACUGAGGGCUCGUCAAGCGGUAUUUCGGAGUGGGGCUUUAAGCUUACAGCACAUGCCUUCGAAGAGGCCCUGGUAUAUCCGCCUGAGAUUCCUCCAUCAAUCAUGACAAGUGCAUUUAGCGAUAUCCGUGCGAGGUGCAUAAAAUCGUUUGGCCAAGUUCUCGAAUCGCUGAAGCGCUCGGACAUAGUUCCUACAUUUACGAGUCUGCUACCUUCAUUAACGAAGAUCGCCAAUUCUCCCUGUGACGGACGCCCGAUUCAAUCAUCACCAAAGUCGCAGAUAUUUGAGUCCAAGCAUCCGUAUGCAAACUCGGUGAUGGAAUACAUGAAAGUGACUUUCAGUGGCGCGUCCACGUUGACGAUAACAUUUGACUCUCAAUCGCGAACGGAGCAAGGAUGCGACUACCUUUGCUUUUUUAAAGAUAAGUCGUUGACAGACCGAUGGGGUGCAUAUCAGUACUGUGGAGUUGGAAGUGACGCUAACUGGCCUGGCGUUGAAGACCGCCCACCUCUUGUCAUCCUUGCGGACUCCUUUACGCUACUGUGGGCAACUGAUGGCUCUAACGUCGACUGGGGUUGGAAAUUUAAUGUGACAGCGGAGUUUCUUCCUGAGUUUCCUCUCAAUAAAACCUUGAAGCAGCUGGAUGCCCGGUCGUAUCGGUUGUUUGAGACGCUGUAUGAAAAGAUGAGUCAUCAGCGAAUCCCACUGAAGAGCGAGUUUGAAGAAUUUGCCGGGAGUGAUGAUGCAUGCAAGGAAAAGCACAAUUCAGAUCCAGUUCGUCAGCUACUCUCAUCCUAUAGCUCUGUGGAACCAGCAAAGCUUGCUGAAUGGGGUAGCGUGAUUUCGAAAAAGACACAGUACUACAGCGUGACUGAUGACAACGGAAUCAAGGUUUAUCAGGAGAAGAAUCGCGAUUCGAAUGUUUUGGUGGAGCUUCCAGCUGGAACGGAAUUUGCCGCUGAAGUCGAUCGGGACGGGUGGCUAAAAGCUGUCUCUGACAAUGUUGAUCAGCUUGGUAAAGCAAAAUGCGGCUGGAUAUGGCAGCGUACAGGCGCUAUUGUGCAUGCCGCUCCCUCAGUCGCGUGUGCUAAUGGAGAAGAUUUGCUAACUUUGGGGGUGGAUGACCUCAGUUUCGAAUGUAAGCAUUCAGUGCUGGAGAUGGACGACAGGAAUGAUGAGGAACAGUCUCUCACUAGCUUAUGCUCUCCGUUUGCUUUCGAUGAAUUUAAAGGACAAACCGACCGGAUCCAGAAUUUGGCGUACGAUUCGCAUCGAGCGGUUGCGACAAAAGCAGCUCGCGAUGCAAUUAUUACGUUCCUCUCGUGUGACCCAAAACGAGCCCCGAUUCAAUUAAGUGCUUUUGGCAGUGCUGAGGAUAUUAUUCUACUCCUGUCUCACUUCUUCAUAGAUGCCGAUUGUGAUGCAGAUUUCGACAAUCAAUCUGGUGUUGUACUUGCAUUACGAAAGAGACUGCGGCAAAUGGUUUUAAGUGGCGCUGAUGACUCUAUUCUUCUUGCUGUUCUCACGCGAUGUCUCGAUAUUCUGAAAAGUGGCCCCCAAUUACUUCCUAAGGGCCGCGGAGCUGUCCGGGUAUUGGAAAGCACCCACCCAUACCAGGAUAACGCAGAUCAAUAUUGGGAUGUCUCGAUUCCAGGGGCCACAAAGAUCAAGGUAAUCUUUGAUCGCAGAUGCAAGAGCGAGGCUGGGUGUGACUGGGUGCGUCUAUACAAAUCUGGGUCAAACCGAACAGAAACAAUUGGACCGGAUCAAAUUGGUGGGCGGGGCGAUAGUGAAAACUGGCCGGGAACUGGUGAUCGGCCGCCUCUGUAUAUUGAAGACGACUCGUUUGAAGUGUAUUUCCACUCCGAUUCUAGCAAUAAUGAUUGGGGCUUCAAGCUGUACGCCAUUGGCAUUUUCAAGGAAGAAGAAAAGCUGCCAAGCACCGACGCAAAGAAUCCAGAAACGGUUGUGAAGCUACUCUCUAUGACUGGUUGGAUUGUGGAGGCGCUGAGCUCAAUACCCGAUUCUAGUUUACAGGCUAGUCCCACAACGCUCAAAAUGUUGUAUUCGGCCGAGACGUUGCAAACGUUUGUGUUUACUUUGAACGAGUCGCCCCAAGGUAUCAAGACUUGUGCACUUCAAGUGCUGAGUAACAUGGCUCAGAGUGCAGGUUUCCAUACCAUCCCAGCCGUUCUCAUUGAGCAUGUGCGCGACUUGGUGAAUGUGAAGAUGCGCGCUAAACAUCAGGCUGAGGACCGUAUGGAGUUGAAAUCACCAUAUCUCCAGACGCUGGUGCAGUGCGCAGUUGCGCUUGAUCUAUCGAUCGAUAACCAUUGCUUUGAAGGGGUCAAUUCUGACACGGAAUCCAUCUCUUCCUUGCCUUAUCAACCUGGUACGGAUGGCGUCACUACUUUUGUAAGCAGACCAAGGACAUCAACGUCAGGAUGUCACCAGUUCCUAUUGAAGUUCGACAAACUUGCGUCAGCAGUGACUAUUGGCCUUACGCUGGGAGAACUUGGAGCGACUAUGGGAAAAUCAGCGUGUUUUGUGAUGUUGGAGGAUAACGGGAAGUUGUCGGUUGCUGCUCGUUCCAGAGCGAGCGGUGGCUAUGAUUUCAAUGAAUUUCUUGGAUACAAAUGCCAACUUCGAGAAGGAGAUACGGUGGUGAUACUACUUGAUCUAUUGCGACAGACGCUAGUGAUUCGGAAAAAUAGUAUCGUAUCUGCACUUGUAGCCGGGCCAGCAGGCUCGGGUGCGUUGGUUCCGUGGAACGAGCUGUAUCCGUCACUACAGCCACAGAGUGACAUCCGACUGAUCGUUUCUCAUUCAAGUUCUGACAAUCGGAUCGGAUUCAGUUCACUAAGCUGUUCCCCUUUCGCACUCAUCCCUCAAACCAUCGUACCAAAUUGGUAUGGCAAGGUUGUCGACGCAGUAAGUAUGAUGCUAGACUUCCGUGAGAACUUGGCAUCGACAGUGAUUUUGAAAGAGAGUCGACAUCCGUUGGCAUCGUCAACACCUUCCAAUCCUGUACGCGAGCUUGUCGACAUUAAAGGUGCCGUGGCGCUGGAGAUCCGAUUUGACAAAAGAACUAAGAUUCAGAAGAGCGAUGAGCUCCGCUUUUUCGCUGGGAGUAAAUCCGAGACUACUUCUGAGGACGCUAGUGAUCCGAUUGUCGUGCUUUCGGGAAUCAAUGGUGAGCAGGAUGAGACAGACUCUCCUCAUUUAUUUGCAGUCGACGGCACAAAACAGCUUAACUACUCGCUAUCUGUCGGUGACUUGGUGGUUAGAUCACAAGACUGGGAAUACAGCGAUGAAGAUGGAGGAUCUGGAAGUGUCGGUAUUGUGCAAGAGGUAACUUCCUGGAGGUCUCACGGUGGGAAGGGGGUACGUGUUCGAUGGCAAGACAAUGGUCUUGAAGCAGUAUAUCGCUACGGACUCAAUGGCCGAUACGAUGUGCAGAAUCUCGAGCAUACCAAAUAUCAUAGCGGGCCGUUGAUCAUAAGAGGCAGUACCAUCUCGUAUGAAUUUGUUCGAAGUACACCGCAGACAACUACGACGCUUGAUUUGAGUGCUUGCUCCGAAUUUACCGGUAGCUUGAAAUUGGACGGGUCAACCCGGUUGGAAUUGAAACUCUUGGAAGAGAAUGAGCGGGUGUUGUCGAAGAGUGAUUGCUCCGUUGAGUUUUGGGCUUUUAUAUCCACGGAUAUCUUUGCCAAGGUGGACGACAGCGCAUGCAUGGAGGUCCUUCGUAUUGAUGGUGCUCGCGGCCGGGUUGUUCUACUGAGUGACAGACUGGGUAGAUGUAAGCUGGCUCGUCAGGUCGUGGAUUCUAGUGGUGCGUUAGAGGAUCAUCAUCAAUGCCGUGAAGAUGCUGAUAAUGACAGUGCUACCACUGGAAAUCUCGCUUUCGGCCAAUGGCUUCAUUUAGCGCUUGUGUUUUCUGGAUCGAGAGUGCUUAUGAUGAGGAAUGGAGAUGCUAUCUACUCAGCUCGAUGCACAGACCACGACCGAUUGGUACUGGAUUCAAAUUCUGCACUAAUCUUCGGGAAUUCAUGCAGUCAAGCUGCAACACUGCAUGAUAAUUCUCCAGUGUCAUGGUUAACAUUCUGUGGACACCUGUACGAUAUUCGUUUGUGGGAUGUCGCCUUCCGAGUUGAACAACUUCGCAGUCACUUCCGGGGGUUAGACAGUGUCGAUGUGAUGCCCAAGAGCAGCAGUCGUCCAGGAACUCCAACACACGCGAGCAAACGGCCAUUAUCUCCUGCAAUGACAUUUUUCUCUUCGCCACGAUCACCGCGGUCGUCGUUGCGCCCCGUUACGGUCCCUCAUCACAUGCGAAAAUGGGUCACCACGAACCGGACAAGCAAGGAUAUUUCCACUGUUCGUCUGAAUUGUUGUGUGAAAGCGUCAAUGUCGCAAAGCGGUGAUAGGAAGCCAAGUGAUACAGCGUAUUACGAGGCACAUGCGCUAUCCAGUGGUAAAUUAUGUGUCGGGUGGAUAUUGGGUGAUGUGAAUAUGCACAAUAAGGCGACUAUGAUCGGAGAAGAGCGCAACUCGUUUGGUGUUGAUUUGGGGAAGAAGGUGGCACAGUUUUCGACCUUAACACAAGACUUAGCGCCAUUUACGAGGGUUGAACCUAGUGCAUGCAGCAGUCCACGACGAUCUUUUGGAAACUCCUUCGGUAAUGACAUUUUCUGCCGCAACGGUGAUGUCGUUGGGUGCGCGAUUGGCUUAUUAACUGGUAAGCUAACGUUUUACGUUAACGGCACGAAGGUUGCGGAAUAUGUUCCCACUGACGACCAGAACGCUGGGUCAGCCCUUCUCGACGCUGGCAAGGAUCAGGAAUUUAACGCUUUGGUCACUGAAAUUAUCUCUGUCGAAAAACCAGCAAAUAUGGCUGGAAGCAGUGAUGUUUACGUUCCAGUUGUGGAAAGAAAAUUUUACCCUUCUGCAAGCUUAGGUCCUCAGGGCGCACAAGGUCUAGCAUGGAAUUUCGGCCAACGACCAUUCAAAUACGAACCGAAUCCUGGCGAAGGGGAUGUUCUGUCGCUUCUUCAGGCUUCAGAUUGUGCCGAGGAAGACGCAUACUUUGAGGUGUACGACUACGAUGAACGGCAAUGGGAUCGAGUUGUCUACCGCCACAAGGUUCAGGAAAUCACACCUCGCCUUGUUGGCUGGUGGAAACUAAACGAGGGCAUGGGGAACACAGUCGACGACUCCAGUGGAAAUAGUCAGCAAGGGAUUCUCGCAGCAAACAACAAUUCUGUUCGUGAAAACAAACCAUCAAUUUUCUCUCAGGUACUCGAAAGAGACGAGGGAGAUCGUUGGUGGAACGAUACUUGUUCUCCGCCACCGGCUGCGCGCAGACGCGUCGGUGACAAUAACGCAGCAUCGCCAUUUUUCCCGUUUGGGACUACCGGCAGUAACGCGAUGACAAAGAUCGAAUCGUUGUGGGGGUAUAAAUUUUAUGUGAUCCCGCAUUUCACGAUGGAGACAGUUCGUCGGCGGCACUUUCAGUCACAUUCGGUGCGUUUCGGUGACAAUCCUUACAACUUGACGUCACGUCAUGAUCAACAGCUAAUCAAGUACAUCAACAAAAAGAGUCAAAGCAAAGAUCUCAAUGCAACCCAGUUGCUUCAUGGGCCUUGGAGUGACAUUGCACCGCAAGAAAAUGAGUUGGUGCGUUGGCCAGCUUUAAUGGAAAUUGUGGCUUCGGCAGGCGACGACGCAAACAUUGAGAAUAAUGAGCCAAACCCUCCCGACUCAUCCCGAACAUCCGACACAGCGGCAUCAACGAAGCCAUUGGUUGAUGCACAGGGGCGUCUUUCGAAACGGUUCAAAGUACUGCAAGAGUUCAACGCCACUGUCUAUCGCAUUUUGCCGUUCAUUGCAUUCCAUGCUCCGCGCGUAGAUAGUCCUGAAUCCAGCGCUGCUGAGAAGAAGUUCAUGCUGAGUGAUCUCGUUAUGGAACAGCGGCAUCGUAUCUUGAGUGUCGUGAAGCGCACGAUCUGGGACAGUGCACUAGGGCGUACAAACGAAAGUGGGGUAUCCUUCGAGUUGACGCUAAAUCGUCCCAAGGCGAUGCGAUUCCGUGCAACUGGAAAGACGGAUGUUGAAGGAAGACAUACCCUUUUCUCUCAAGCUUUCCGUCAGCUGCAAGCUUUAGACGGCACACACUUUCGACGCGAAGAUGCAGUAUACCGUGUCACUUUUCUCGGUGAAAACGCGCAAGAUGCUGGUGGUCCUUACCGCGAGACCUUUGCCCAAUAUUGUGAGGAGCUGCAGAGUACUCAGUUGCCACUGAUGCUUCCGACUCCUAACUCACAACAUAACGUUGGCGUUGGACGUGAAAAGUGGUUACUAUGUCCCGGUGCACAAUCUUCAACUUCGCUUCAGAUGCUUGAAUUUCUCGGUAAACUUAUGGGGGCUUCUAUUCGCAGCAAACAGUAUCUUGCCCUUAAUCUGGCGCCGCUGGUGUGGAAGAAGCUCGCUGGUGAGCGUCUAGUGCUGGAUGAUCUGGCCGCGGUGGACUCAAUGCUGGUGAACUCCAUGGCGAGAAUGCGAACCAUUGACCGUUAUGGUGUCACGGAGGAGAUGUUUGAGGAUAUUGUAAUGGAAACAUUCACGACGCUGGGAGCAGACAAUCGCGUGAUCGAGCUUAAGCCUGGGGGUGCUCAUUUGCCAGUAACCUUCAGCUCACGUUGUGAUUACGCUGACCUCGUUGAGCAGGCUCGACUUCACGAAAGCGACGAUCAAGCGCGGGCGAUUUUCCGUGGACUCGCCAAGGUUGUGCCAGCCAAUCUACUUGCGUGUUUCUCGGGUGCCGAGCUUGAACUUAUGGUUUGCGGAUCCCCAGAGGUGGACGUGAACUUGCUCGAAAAGUGCACGGAGUACUCAAGCUGCUCACCUACAGACGACCACAUCAUUUGGUUCUGGCGGGCGCUGCGAGACUUUUCUCAUGAGGAGCGUAGUGCCUUCCUGCGCUUCGUGUGGGGUCGCUCGAGGCUUCCUGCUAGUGCUGACGAGUUCCCUCAACGUUUCAAGCUGCAGUCCUUCAACAUGCAGCGAGCAGGUCGUAGUGUUGAUGCCUACAUGCCUGUGGCUCACACGUGCUUUUUCUCAAUCGAGAUUCCAGCGUACUCGAGCGAGUCUGUACUGCGAGAGAAACUAUUGUACGCAAUCUACAAUUGCCAAGAAAUUGACGGCGAUGGCGACAGUGUCGCAGCUAACCAGCUCGGUUGGGAGGAAUGAUUCAGCAAGAUGCACGCUGAAACACAAGUCUACAGUAGCCAGAAAAUUGAUACAUGAUGCAUAUUACACAACUUUUGCUGAUUUCA